This is a messenger RNA of Quercus robur (English oak), 1147 nucleotides long. RefSeq lists its product as uncharacterized. The transcript has 4 exons. The coding region runs from base 309 to 1031 and encodes 240 amino acids. The record is from RefSeq and is a predicted model, not a curated record. Lineage: Eukaryota; Viridiplantae; Streptophyta; Magnoliopsida; Fagales; Fagaceae.
CGGUCAGAAAUGUUUUAAAAACUCUAUUUGCUGUGGCGUUACAAAAAUCUCUGUAGCUCCUUCAAAAUCCAAACAAUCACACUCACUACUCUUUUACGAUCUCUCUCCCUCUCUCUGCUCAAAUAUUCUACAUUUCUUCACGAAGAUAAGAUCAAAGCGACUACUCAGACCUAGAAAGGAUCGGAGCAAAGCUUACUCAAAUCUUUUUCUAAUUCUAUUUAUCUCAAAUUACACGAUAAAAUUCCACUCCUGCUUUUAACUCUCUCUUUUUUCCUCAUUUUGUAGGUCAGUUCUUCAAUUUCAAAGGCAUGGAACCGGAAAAUAUUGAUUGGAAUAGCGUGGAAUCCAUAUUUGUGGAAGAUGACACCUACGAGAACUUCGAUGCACCUCGAUGGGUCGAUCUCUCUGCUCCAGACGAACCCAUUGACGAUCAAGCAUGGUUCUGCAAUCCAGAUUGCAGGCAUCGGAAGAAUGCAGAAGAUUUUUUUAAACCAAUAGCCUAUUUGAAGGCUAAGCUUCUAAGAUCAGUGUCCAUUUCAGAAAUGCUUUCUUUCAGGGAUAGGAAUCGGAGAGAUGUGAAGCUGAAAGAGAGAGAAAUAAAUUCAACUUCAGUUGCUGCAAAAAUUCCCAAUCCAAAGUCUUUGAAGACUAAAGGAUCCAGUAAAGACAGUGAGAACAAGAAUCCUAAUGUUUUUGCUCCUAUUCCUAAUGUUAGUAUGAAUUCAAAGAAAGCAGCAAUGAAGCCAAGCACAGAGAAGAAGAAAAAGAAGCAUUUGGAUGAUGAGUUAUUAGAGAAUUCGUUCAAGGAUGGCCGAAAACCGCAGCUAAAGAGUUCUUUCUCAGAGCGUAAUCUGUUAACUGGACAGGAAAUUUUGAAUAAUAUCACGGAAUUCUGUUUUGAAUUGAAGAAAUUGGGGACGAAGAGUUGGAAGAAACCAACAGCGGAGAAUGGGUCGGGUCAGGUUUUGGGUGAGAGAGUUAGAGAAAGAGAGAGGAUGCCUCUGCUAGUGAGUAAGCCUAAAGCAAUGUAACACAGGAAAAAACAGAGGAAACAGAGGAGGGAAGUUUUUUUUAUAUAAUUAGUUUCUUAUCAACAGAUUAAUUAAUACGUUAUGUUAGAAUAUAGAACAAUUUUGGGCUUUUUGAA